GAAAAAUCUCCAUCAUCAAAACUCUUCAUAAGACGGAAAAGGAAAUAAAGCAUAUUAUGAACCAAGAUUAGAAUUAAGCAGCAAGACGAAAGAAUGGCAGCCGAUCAGAAAAUGGAGGUAGAUGGCACCACAGCAGUAAACCAUGAAGGAAUUAAACAGUACUAUGUCAGUAAAAUAGAGGAACUGCAGCUUAUUGUCACUGACAAGACACAGAACUUAAGACGUUUAGAAGCUCAAAGGAAUGAACUAAAUGCCAAGGUGAGGAUGUUAAGAGAAGAACUUCAGCUCCUACAAGAACAAGGCUCUUAUGUGGGGGAGGUUGUCAAACCCAUGGACAAAAAGAAAGUGCUAGUCAAGGUACAUCCAGAAGGGAAAUUUGUGGUGGACGUAGACAAAAAUAUAGACAUAAACGAUGUGACUCCAAAUUGCCGAGUAGCUCUUAGGAAUGACAGUUACACACUACACAAAAUUCUGCCAAACAAGGUGGACCCUCUAGUGAGUUUGAUGAUGGUAGAAAAGGUUCCUGAUUCCACGUACGAAAUGGUGGGAGGUCUGGACAAGCAGAUCAAAGAAAUAAAGGAAGUGAUAGAACUGCCAGUAAAACACCCCGAGUUAUUUGAAGCUCUGGGCAUUGCCCAGCCUAAGGGUGUAUUGCUUUAUGGCCCCCCUGGUACAGGGAAGACACUGUUAGCCAGAGCUGUAGCUCACCACACAGAGUGUACGUUUAUCCGAGUCUCCGGAUCCGAGCUGGUCCAGAAAUUCAUCGGUGAGGGAUCUAGGAUGGUGCGCGAACUCUUCGUCAUGGCAAGGGAGCAUGCACCUUCUAUUAUUUUCAUGGAUGAAAUUGAUUCUAUAGGAUCUUCAAGAUUAGAAGGAGGCUCAGGAGGUGACUCUGAAGUGCAAAGAACAAUGUUAGAAUUGUUGAACCAGUUGGAUGGAUUUGAGCCAAAACAAAACAUAAAGGUGAUUAUGGCAACAAACAGAAUUGAUAUCCUUGACUCAGCCUUACUACGACCAGGCAGAAUAGACAGAAAAAUUGAGUUCCCUCCUCCAAAUGAAGAGGCAAGGUUAGACAUCCUGAAAAUUCACUCCCGUAAAAUGAAUCUGACUCGAGGAAUCAACCUAAGAAAAAUUGCUGAAAUGAUGCCAGGGGCUUCAGGUGCAGAGGUCAAGGGAGUUUGCACAGAAGCUGGAAUGUAUGCCUUAAGAGAGAGACGAGUUCACGUCACACAGGAGGACUUCGAGUUGGCCGUUGCUAAGGUGAUGCAGAAGGAUUCCGAGAAGAAUAUGUCAAUCAAGAAGCAAUGGAAGUAGAUCUCCAGUCGUUAAGCAGUGUGUACUGCACAGCACAUGUGAGCCAUUUCUAUCUCAAAGACAGUGUUGUUCUCCAUUUCAGCCAUUUCAACAUAUGUAUCGGUAUUUGUCAGGAAAUAUUAUUAAAUUCUUUACACAACUGA
Molecule: messenger RNA, 1457 nt
Organism: Saccostrea cuccullata (small rock oyster)
Lineage: Eukaryota; Metazoa; Mollusca; Bivalvia; Ostreida; Ostreidae
Product: 26S proteasome regulatory subunit 8
Exons: 13
Coding region: 94-1314 (406 amino acids)
Biological process (GO): proteasome-mediated ubiquitin-dependent protein catabolic process
Cellular component (GO): proteasome regulatory particle, base subcomplex
Molecular function (GO): proteasome-activating activity; ATP binding; ATP hydrolysis activity
Source: RefSeq, a predicted model, not a curated record